UCCCUCUAUUUCUUUAGCUUCAUCACAUUCCUCACUUAUCUCUCGCUUCUUUGAUCUCAAGAACAAUUCGUGUUUCUCUGAAUGAAUCACCAAUUCAUAGCCCUCAAAUCCCCUAUCGAAUGCAAUGGAUUUCCCCAAAACCCUAGACUAAUUCAGGCCAUUUUCGCCCCAGUUUCGCACCGCAAGCCCCGGUCCUCCAUUUUCAACAGCAAAGGAGUGGAGCUCUCCGCUCUCAAGCACCACUCCUCUCAUUCCCUCAACUCUAGCAGCGGUAGCUCCUCCAUCGAUGGCGGGAAGAGGUUGAGGAGUCUCGGUGUCAAGGAGAUUGAUGUGGCCACUCUCGGAAAUCUCUGCGUCGAUAUUGUUCUCAAUGUCCCCGAGUUGCCGCCUGACUCGGUCAAGGAGCGCAAGGCGUACAUGGAAUGUUUAUCCCAGUCUCCACCCGAUACGAAAUUCUGGGAAGCUGGUGGUAACUGCAAUGUGGCUAUAGCAGCGGCUAGAUUGGGAGUUCGAUGUACAACAAUUGGUCAUGUUGGUAGCGAAGUAUAUGGACACUUCCUCAUAGAUGUGCUUCGUGAUGGGGGCAUUGGUAUAGUUGCAAUGGAUGAAGAACAUAAUGCUGAAAGCUCAGCUGAAUACGAAACUCUUUUAUGCUGGGUUUUGGUGGAUCCCCUGCAGAGACAUGGAUUUUGCAGUCGAGCUGAUUUCAGCAAGGAGCCUGCAUUCAGUUGGAUGACUAAAUUAUCAAGCAAAGUAAAGAUGGCCAUUAAAAACUCAAAGAUCCUUUUCUGCAAUGGUUAUGGCUUUGAUGAGCUUGCCCCUAGUUUGCUUACCUCUACUUUGCAUUAUGCUGUGGAAGUAGGGACAUCAGUUUUUUUUGACCCUGGACCACGGGGGAAGAGCCUUUCUAGUGGAACACCUGAAGAACAAAAUGCAUUUGGACAGUUUCUGAGGAUGAGUGAUGUUCUUCUUCUAACUUCUGAGGAGGCUGAAUCAUUGACUGGCAUAAGAAACCCAGUACUAGCUGGGCAGGAUUUGCUCAGGAAAGGAUCGCGAACAAAAUGGAUCAUUGUGAAAAUGGGUGCAAUAGGUUCAAUCUUAAUCAGUGCAUCCAGUGUAUCAUGUGCACCUGCUUUCAAGGUGAACGUGGUCGACACUGUUGGGUGCGGGGAUAGUUUCGUAGCUGCUAUUGCAUUUGGUUUCUUACACAAUCUGCCCAUGAUUUAUACAUUGACACUCGCGAAUGCAGUUGGUGCCGCAACUGCCAUGGGUUGUGGUGCUGGGAGGAAUGUUGCAACUCUGAAGCAAGUCAUGGAACUCAUGAAGGCAGCAAACCUGAAUGAGGAUGAUAAAUUUUGGGACGAGUUAGUUGGUGAAAACUUGGAUAUUCAGGAAAUUACAUUUCUAUCAAGAAUGGUUGUAAAUGGAAACAAUAACCGGAUAAACCAUGUUUCCCUGCAAAAUGUGGUUUCUGAAAUGCUGCCCAAACUUGAGGCUUGGCAGGUAACUGGGGCAGUGCCACUCUGUUAACUGCCACGACAACUGCCUUUGACAGCUGACUGAUUUUUCCUUGUCUUGACUAUUUUUUAGCACUAUGAGAACUGUUGCUCUAAGAAGUGGGGUAGAAGUGAAGUCGAGUCAAGUUGAGUUGAGUGAUACUGAUGCCUUCAUCUUUUGGCAGAGUUGAAUUGUGGUUCUUGAUGGUGAAAAUUUAGGUGCAAACACAGAAAUCAGCUUCAUUUGCUGCUUGUAUUUCAUUGUGUUUGAGUAGUGAGAUGAUGUUAGCUGCAAUAGUUCAGUCAUAGUAUGCAAAGGGUUUAGAAUUAGGGCUUUGAUUUUGGUUUGGGGGAGGAGAUCUUAUAUAUUUGCAAUUCCAUUAUGAAGAUGUCUAAUUCUUUA
Molecule: messenger RNA, 1899 nt
Organism: Diospyros lotus (date-plum)
Lineage: Eukaryota; Viridiplantae; Streptophyta; Magnoliopsida; Ericales; Ebenaceae
Product: fructokinase-1
Exons: 5
Coding region: 82-1530 (482 amino acids)
Source: RefSeq, a predicted model, not a curated record